AUGGGGAAAAAAGCCAUCCGAUACGCCGUGGUCAGUACUACUAUCUUCCCCUCUCCUGUUCUUCACUCGCAAAUCUGUCCGGAAGGAGAAGUGACGCUGGCGCGGCCGUCAUCGUCUGUCUCGUCGCAGGUGGAUGCCUUCGCGGCUGAGCCGUUCAAGGGCAACCCCGCCGCAGUAUGCCUCCUCGAAGAGGAGGGCGCCUCCGCGGCCGUGGACGACCGGUGGAUGCAGUCCGUCGCCGCCGAGUUCAACCUCUCGGAGACCGCCUUCCUCGCCCGGGACUCCUCCGGGGGAGCCGGCGCAGCCCCGCGGUUCCACCUCCGAUGGUUCACUCCCGUCACCGAGGUUGACCUCUGCGGCCACGCGACGUUGGCCUCUGCGCACUUCCUCUUCACGACUGUUCUUCCGGAGCAUGGCAAGCUGGAGUUCAUGACCAGGUCCGGGAUCCUGACUGCCAAGAAAGUCCCCGCACCAGGGAGCACUGGCGUCCCUGGUGAGGAGCAGGGGAAGCUGUUUAUUGAGCUGGAUUUCCCCAUGAUUGGUUUUCUGGAAUGCAACGAAACGCCGUCGAUUCUGGAGACCCUAAACGGUGCACCCAUUGUCAGCGUUCACAAAUCGGCUACCGACGGCGACCUCAUUGUGGAACUUUCUUCAGGAAAAGAAGUUGUUAAUAUCCUUCCUAGCAUCGAUGAAAUUAAAAACUUGGCCUGCAGGGGUCUUAUUUUUACAGGACCGGCGCCGGCUGGAUCUGGUUAUGACUUCUUUACACGUUUCUUCUGCCCAAAAUUUGGGAUAGAUGAGGACCCUGUUACUGGCGGUACACAUUGUGUUUUGGCACCCUAUUGGGGUAGAAAGCUGGGGAAGCAAAAAAUGACGGCAUUUCAAGCAUCUCCAAGGGGUGGAACACUAUACCUGCAACUGGAUGACGCAAAUCAGAGAGUGCAGAUCCAGGGAGAAGCUCUUACUGUGAUGGAUGGAACGCUCCUAGCCUAG
Triticum turgidum subsp. durum (durum wheat) is the source of this 993-nucleotide messenger RNA. The record is from the annotation of a GenBank genome assembly. NCBI's taxonomy places the organism in Eukaryota, Viridiplantae, Streptophyta, Magnoliopsida, Poales, Poaceae.